AGGGUCCUACAUUUUCAAGGGUCGAGGGAAGUGUUGGCUUUCAAAGGACGCGAGACUGCACCCCUCGCAGUGCCAUCAUGAAGUCGUGCUGCAAUUAUGGCGAGCUCAUCUACGACCUCGCCGAGUCUGAAUUCAAGAUGACCAAUGCGGUGAGGAACGUGCAGAAUGACGCUCCAAGUUGAUUUGUCGGAGCAGCUGCGACUGUCUCUUGCCACGCGAACUCGUAUCUCAUGUGCCCGUGCGUUGACUCAUCCUAUAAAAGGCACCCACAACGUUGGUCUGGACCGAUUAUCCCAUGGGUCAACGUUGGCUCCGGCCCGGUCUCAUGCUGUGCCGAGUGGUCUGCCUGUUCACGUGGGUCCUCCAUGCCAGGUCCAAGCACGAAGCCAACAGCGUGCGGGCGGAGUAAGUACCUAGGUAGCGAACUGGCAAAUUCGAAGUCGAGUAUUGCGAGAAGUGUCCAAGUAUGUGAAGAACCCUACUUGCCACCAAGACGGUUCCCUGUUGGGGCUGCACGAGCCAAGGCACUCUUGCCGGCCGUGCCUGCCACGAACUCGCUGCACUCGAUAACCAGUCAGCGGACGCCCAAGUGGCUCGUGGCAAGUGUGCCAUUCCGGCAGGCAACGAACCCAUGGCCAGCUUUCUCUGGCUUCUGCUGCGUCUCCCGAGCCUCUCCAGAUCAUUCGCUCACGGGCCAACCUUGCCCACAACGCAGCCAGCAGCUGCUUUUACCCGGUCCGAUCCAGCACAACCCACAACCUACAGCAAACACCCGGGCCGCCAGCGAUCCCUUUUGCCUACGGCAUGACCUGGGUCGGGAACAUCAGUACGCGGCAGUGAUGCCCGUGGAGCUCCAGUCCCGGCAAACAUGAAGCAGGUGGCGUUGUUGGUUCCAGGGGUUGCAGUCUCUUGUCGGGCAC
Molecule: messenger RNA, 920 nt
Organism: Microdochium trichocladiopsis
Lineage: Eukaryota; Fungi; Ascomycota; Sordariomycetes; Xylariales; Microdochiaceae
Exons: 1
Coding region: 231-872 (213 amino acids)
Source: RefSeq, a predicted model, not a curated record